Messenger RNA from Diachasma alloeum, 1374 nucleotides. Its product is annotated as tektin-4-like. The record is from RefSeq and is a predicted model, not a curated record. Gene Ontology annotation, cellular component: microtubule cytoskeleton; nucleus. The coding region runs from base 1 to 1374 and encodes 457 amino acids. The transcript has 6 exons. Gene Ontology annotation, biological process: cilium movement involved in cell motility; cilium assembly. Lineage: Eukaryota; Metazoa; Arthropoda; Insecta; Hymenoptera; Braconidae.
AUGAACGAGGGAGGAAAGUCUCCACCGCCGUACUUGCCUCAAGCCAGUGACGAUCUUCCUCCUACAAGUGAGGAGACGAUGGGGCCAAUUGGCCCAUGGGCAACUGGUCGUGUCGUUUUCACUCCCACGGCCGGAAUUACAGGCGUACGACCUGUCGUCGAUCGUUACUCCGUUACUAGAUACAGUCCGGCUGAGUGGAGGGCACAUAAUCAAACUUUUUUUGAUAGAAACCGGAAGACCAUCGACGAGGCUCAGUUUGUAGCCGAAAAAACGAGAGAGAAUAACUCAAGAAUUUACAAGACAACCGACAAAGUGCAGUUGGAGAAUCGGGACAGACUGAGUAAGCGCUCCAGCGUGAUCCACCGGUGGAAAACCGAGCUGGAGAAGGCACUGCACGAGAUAACGGACGAGAUAGAGUUGCUGGAGGGUGAGCUGCGUCGUGUGAAGCAGUCCCUCUCGAUUCUGACACUACCGGAGUCCAUAGCCGGAGAGUUUUUGGACAUUCGCUGUAAACGACUGGAGCCCGAUCUCGUUAGGGAUAAAGUGGAAGAGGAAUUGGUGAAAGAGGUUGCUCUAUGCAACGAAGUGAGAAACACCCUGACGAGAACCAGAGAAUCCGUGGAGUAUCAGCUCCUGGAGUUGAAGACAGCGAAAUCGAGACUAGAAUUCGAUGUAACAGAUAAACUAGACGCCUACGAGAUUGACUCCCUCUGCGUGGGUCUGACGAACGAUUCUCCACUGAUUUUGACGAGACCAGGAGCCACUAGAGUACCCCCGGAGCAAUCAACUCCAGAGAGCUACGACCACUUCACCUCUGAAGCCCUGGCGACUGCUGAAGCUGUCAGGCAGCGGUCCAUUGACCUCCGGAACACCCUGGACGAAAUUUACGUGAAGGCUGUGAAGGAUCUGAGGAGUCAGGCCAUGCAGGUGGACAAGGAAUUGGCGGAGAAAGUCACUCAGACUGAGCAAGUCUGUCAGCAACUGGAGAAAGAACUUUCGAAGUGUCUGAAUCAGCUCUCGACGACAGAAAAUUUAAUUGAAGAGCUCCGAGGGGCAGCCAAAGGUCUCAAUGAGGCGCUAAAAGUGGCUCAGACUCGUCUCGACGAGCGUUUAUACCGAAGGAAUGUCGAAAGUUGUCGGGAUGAGCCCCAAUUCGGAUUGAUCGAGGAAGUGAAGACAAUCGGAGAAAACCUGUCUGUCAUGUCGGGACAGCUGAAGAGAGCUGAAGAGACUCAGGCGGAUCUCGUGAAAUCCCGAAGUGACCUCGAACGCGAAAUAUUUGUCAAGAGGAAGACACUUUUUGUCGACAGAGAGCGUGGACAAUUGUUACGCUCCUACUAUCCUUCAGCCGAGGCAUUAUCCGGUCUCGUGUAA